This is a messenger RNA of Sebastes umbrosus (honeycomb rockfish), 2560 nucleotides long. Its product is annotated as insulin receptor substrate 2-A-like. NCBI's taxonomy places the organism in Eukaryota, Metazoa, Chordata, Actinopteri, Perciformes, Sebastidae. Gene Ontology annotation, molecular function: phosphatidylinositol 3-kinase binding; insulin receptor binding. Bases 152 to 2164 code for a protein of 670 amino acids. The record is from RefSeq and is a predicted model, not a curated record. Gene Ontology annotation, cellular component: plasma membrane; cytosol. Gene Ontology annotation, biological process: insulin receptor signaling pathway. The transcript is spliced from 6 exons.
UUUAACCCAUGCGUUGCUGUAGAAGUCAUUAAAAUGAUGGCUUUACACUGUGCGCGCUCCCGCGAGGCGCAAGCACGACUCGGCCUAAUUGGGUACAACACAACACCUGUAGCAGAGUAGAGAACAACUGAAGACAGGUCCUCAGCUUGAAAUGAAUGAAAUGACAGAAGGGCCCAGCAGGUGUGCCAGCCAAGAGACAUCUCCACCUGCUUCCAGCUCUCCUCUGUCGUCUCCCAGCUGCAGCUCCACCCAAACAUGGCUGCCAGCCGAAUCCCCUUUGCGGCCUCCCUGGAUGAAUGAUCGUCAAAUGGAGCAGGACCAGCACUACGUCGAGAUGCAGUCGAGUCCUCCGUCUCGUUUCUACGAGGAGCUCUUCUGCACCCGCCGGGCCUCCAGCGCUCUGGUCCCUCUGGCCGGCGCCCUCAUGACCUCCUCCUCCGGGCCGCAGAGCGAUGUGGUGAAACAAAGUUACCUGGGGAAGCUGGAGCGGAACCACAGAAGAUAUUUUGUCCUGAGAGCAGGAAGUCACACCGGGCCGAGCCGACUCGAGUGGUACAAGAGCCAGGAGAAGUUCACAGCGAUGGAGAAGCCUGCUGGUGGAGCUACGCUGUUUGGCUCGAACAAGCAAGGGGUGAUUUACCUGAGGUACUGUCUCGGUGUGAGCCGGAGUGGCAGUUCCAGGAAAGGCCACACGGUGGCGCUGUAUGCCAAGGAUCAAACCAUGGUACUAUCGGUGGAGGACCAGGGGGAACAAGAAGAGUGGUAUCUGGCCAUUAAGAAACUGAUGGAGGAAGAGCGGAAGGAUGAAGAGCACGGAGAAGGGUUUGAAGAAGAGGAUGACGGGUAUUGCACUCUGCCCCCUGCUGCUUUCUUCAAAGAGGUUUGGCCCGUCAUGGUGAAGCCCAGAGGUCUGGGCUGUUCCACGUCUCUGGCGGGGGAGAGCCGGCUCUGCCUCACAGCUACGUCUCUCAUCCUGAUCAGAGUGGCCGCAUGCAGUGAUUUGCAGUCGGUCACUAUGCCUUUGCUGAGUAUUCGUCGCUUUGGCCACUUGGACGGUUCGUUCUUCUUGGAGCUCGGCAGGUCGGCACCAAACGGUCCCGGAGAGAUCUGGAUGGAAGCAAGAGACCAAGGAAACCCAGCAGUAGCCCAGCACAUUCAUGAGUUGGUUCGUGAGACAGUAAGGGCACUACGAGCUCUUCCUGACUUCAGCCGGUCACCGACCUCCAACAAUCAGCUUCACACCUUUCUGACCUCAAAACGCUGCAGACCCAAAUACAGAGACAGGCUGAAUGUGAGACCUCUUGGUUCUCACGUUCGUUCCCUGCCCCCCAGAUACCCUGAAACCCAGACAAGUCCAACUAAAUGUUACCUUGAGCCCCACAAACCAGAGCCUGAAUCCACUCUGAGCUCCACCUCACAUCUCAGCCCUUUCAGAUCCCGUCAGUCUGAGACUGGCAGCUACAUGGAAAUGAAGAUGGACCAUCAGCUCCCAGUGAACAAAGGGAGGGAAAACGACUGCGGAAGACCUGCCGUGGUGACAGGGGACCACGGCGGUGUUGCAGCCUGCGGGAUGGAGGGCUGGGAGUCAGAUGAGGAGCAGAGGCUGGGGUACAUGAUGAUGUCGCUACAGGUAAGCCCCAGCUCGUCUGUGCUGCCUCAGGACGACUAUGUGACCAUGGCGAGCCCUCAUAAACACAAGUGGCCAGCUUACUCUUCACCCUCCUCUUCCCCGCAGACAUCAUUCAACAGCUCCACCUCAGACAGCUCCUCUCCUCUGCACCCGUCACAUCAUCAUCAGACCAAUGAGCGCAGUCAGCCCCACUGGCUGGUGACCUCAGUCCAACAGUCAGAAACAGAAGCUGGCCAAUCACAGAUGAGCAUCAGCAGCUCCACCGAACCACAGGAUGAUGCAAGGCAGGAGCCGGCCAAGCAGAGACGACUCCCAGCACAGACCAGGGCCUCUUCGUCUCCCGUGAGGACUGUUGAUGGGUCUGGCGUGAUGACUCCGUUUGUCGCAGGUGGACCAGGCUAUUCCAGGCCAGUCCAGGCUAGUCCGAUCUCAGGUACAAGCCGGUCUGGUCGAGCUGCAUCAGAACAAUCUGUUAGAAGAUACCGGCUGUCUUUGUGUCUGCCUGCUUGCCUGCAAGCUGAGGACAGAAACUGAGUCUUUGUAAUUCAUCGUUUCGUUUACAUCACUAAUCUAAAAAGGUGACGUAGUUAAAAAAGUAAGAAUAAUUGAUUUAAAUAUUUCUAUGUGACUGGCACUUGUUGCGCUUAAUCACUUGCUGUGGCAACGCACAUGCAUAGAGAAAACAGGGCUUUAAAGUCUUACAUUGAAUAGAGUAUACGUUGAAAUUAAAGUUGUCUUAUUGACAGUUUUAGUCAGUUAUUUGUGUGUAAACGCGGUUAGUGUUUGGUUUCAGUUUGCCCCUUUUUGUCAAUUUGUUUCUCUGUUGGUGUGUUCUAAAUCAAGCCUUGGUUUUUUGUCUAAACCACACUUAAAGAUGCUCCACUGUUAUAUGAAAGAAUUAAAAGAAUAAAGUCACAUGAUUGCACAUUC